GAGAGAGAGUUUCUUUGUUGCAAAGAAAUGUAAAAGGUUUACAAAGAAUGAUUCACUCCCUGAUUCAUUGGAGAGGCUUCAUAUAGACUCUUCUUACAGCCGACUUAGCCUAAAACUACCAAAUGACUCAUCCUAAUCUAAGCUAUCCAGGUUUUACAUUCGUGGCCAUUAACAAGACCGUAUCACGAGUGCCCAUUAAAUGGGGCAUCGCGUCGAUCGUUGUCCCCCAGGAUUGAUUUAACUUCGCUACCUGGUGUUGAAUCUCUACCCGCUGUUACCUUCGUCGCUUUGGAGCUUAUCAAGAUUAUUCAUUGCUGUGUGGUGUCUUUUCUUUCGGAGCCGACUCCUUGGCCCUGCCUCCGUAAUCACCGCUAGGCGAAGAGGGGAACGCUGGAGGAAGAAAGGAACGCCACCAAGAGGCAGCAGCUGAUGAGCUGCUUCGCCAAGCUCAGGAAUUGCAUUUCACAGCAUCAGGAAGAUCGACAGCCGCAUCACUUGUCGCCGGAAACAGCUUCCCCUGCUCCUCCCCCCAUCGACUCCGCUGAGGACGAACAGUCUACGAGUUUUGCCUCCACGAGCGCGACCACAAGCGUCGUCUCGCCCACUCUCAACCUCGAUGUUGAGUACGUCCGGGCGCUCCAGACCGAAUCCUACAACGAGAUAUGGUCCAAGAUUCAGCAGCAUCAACAAGAAGACCAAUGCCAAUCUGUUUCUACCGCUGUUGAUCAAGCCCGGGGCACAGGGCCACCUCCGUCCACCUUGAUUUCCGCUGCCCACAUCCUCAAACCCGACCCAGACGCCAUCGUUGAGGCCAUCCGCAGCGCCGGUAGCCUCAGAGGGGUCACGUCCACGGCGACGCUCACACUCAUCUCCUCCUUCUUCCGGAGCAGUGAGCAGGCCUCCAGCCUUUGUAUCCUCCUACUCCACAGCGUCCGGAAAGCCAGGGCAAUUUACGCCUCCAUCUACGACGUCAUCGAUCUCCUUCCGAGCGAUUCGGACUCCGACGGGCACGCCGCCGCCUCGCAGCGGGACUUCAUAUCCGACCGGCUCCUUACCUUCGUCGAGAGCACAAACCCCUUCCCGUCCCCGCCCGAGGCCCCUAGCCUCCAGGAGAUGUACCUCUGCUUCUCCCAACUAAGGGGGCAGCUGGAUCUCUCACUUGGGCGAACCAAGCGGAAGCGCCGUUUGAUGAAGCGGCUCGAGAAGGGAUUGGCAUUUUGCCUGAUAGGAGCGACGGCGGCAGUCAUCGCUUCCGCUAUGGCGGUGGCAGCGCAUUCUCUCGUUGCCAUCGUCGCGGCGUUGAUGCCUCCCUUGAAUAGCUUGUUCUUCUUUCCGAAUGGGCGGUUGUUGAGCCCAAAAAUAGCUCAGCUUGAUGCGGCCGCAAAAGGCGCCUUCGCGCUCAGUAACAAUUUCAUCACCAUCGAUCGGCUAGUGUCCCGCCUGAGCGACAAUUUCAAGGACGACAAGUAUCGUAUCAAGAAGGCCCUGGAUGAAGCGGGCAGCAACGACGGCCGGUUUUACCCUUGCCUCAUCCACAAAGUGCUGAAGCUGAUAAGCAAGAACCGCUCUACCUUCCAGGAGCGUCUCAGCGACCUGGAAGAACACGUCUGCAUCUGUUUCGCAUCGCUCAACAGAACCAGGUCUGAUCUCCUCCGACAGAUCCUUCAAUGUCAAGAACAACCAACGCGACCAACCGCCACUUCUUGACGUUUCUGCUGCUGUUCAAGGUGUUGUUCCAUAAAGAUCGAAAAGAAAAAUUCUAACCGGAGAAGCGUCGAUAGCAGAAUGAGCCGUCGCUGUCGGCCGGGUUUCUGUUUGGCUUCAAUGCUCCGCUUUGCUGCUAUUUGGUGCCAAAAUAUUUACCUCUUAAACUCGUUUCCCUGGAGCUCUGGGAUAACCCUCUCGCUCACUCUCAAAAAUGGAGAUUAUAAUGAAAACGAUUGAAUGGCAAUGGAAGAGAUGACUUUACUCUCUCUCUCUCUCUCUCUCUCGUUCUCCAUUUGUGCUAUGGGAGGAAGCCACCCUGGUGGAUGGGGUUCGUCCGUCCAGAGGGGAAGAGAGAGAGCCUCCGUGCCCCUUCUCUUGUUCUUCCCUGUCUAUUGAGAGAAGGCGAAGGAUGGACUCUUUCAUUUGCUCCAUCCCUGCUCCUCCUAAUCGGAAAAAUUUCAUUUGCUUCAUCCCUAUUGGCAUACAAGCCUCAAAUUUUAAUAAAUUUUUAUUAACUAGGGGCUUUUGACUUAUAUUUAUGUUUCAUUAUAUAUUUUGUUGUAUGUUGACAAUGGUUGUUGAUUA
Nymphaea colorata (pocket water lily) is the source of this 2292-nucleotide messenger RNA. RefSeq names its product UPF0496 protein At3g19330-like. NCBI's taxonomy places the organism in Eukaryota, Viridiplantae, Streptophyta, Magnoliopsida, Nymphaeales, Nymphaeaceae. The record is from RefSeq and is a predicted model, not a curated record. The coding region runs from base 430 to 1707 and encodes 425 amino acids. The transcript has a single exon.